This is a messenger RNA of Camellia sinensis, 2202 nucleotides long. The record is from RefSeq and is a predicted model, not a curated record. NCBI's taxonomy places the organism in Eukaryota, Viridiplantae, Streptophyta, Magnoliopsida, Ericales, Theaceae.
AGUAAACUUGUCAAAAUGACUGCCUUACCUUACCUUUUUGUAAAAUUAUUUCUAUAUCUAAUACGCCGUUUUCUUUAGUUCAUACUAAUGUUUGGGGCCCUUCUCCUGUUCUCACCGAAGGGACUUCUGCAUACUAUGCGUCUUUUGUUAACGACUGCACCCAUUAUACUUGGUUUUAUCUCAUGACUCAUAAGUUCGAUUUCUAUCAGAUAUAUCGUACCUUUCAGUCUAUGAUUACUACUCAGUUUAGGUUUACAAUUAAAGUGUAACGGUCUGACUUGGGUGGGGAAUAUUUUAAAAAUGAAUUCUGUGAGUAUUUGGCCAAUUUGGGUACUAGUUACCAAACUUCUUGUACCGAUACACCUGCUCAAAAUGGUCGAGCUGAACGUAAACACCGUCAUCUCCUUGAGACAGCUGGUCUCUUCUUCUCUCUGCCUUAGUUCUGGCUCCGUUUUGGGGGAAGACCGUUCUUACUGCUGCUUUUCUUCUCAACUGCAUGCCUACUUCCUUUCUUUCUAAUUGGUCUCCUUAUGAGACUUUGUUCUCCCAAAUUUCUAAUUACUCCCUCCUUUAUGUGUUUGGGUCUGCUUGUUUUGUCUUUCUUCUCCGCAAAGAUCGGACCAAACUUAGUGCCCGGUCUGUCCUCUGUGUCUUUUUGGGUUAUAGUCCUACUCAGAAAGGCUAUAGGUGUUACGACCUUGUUUCCCGUCGUUUUUAUGUCUCCCGUUAUGUUUUUUUUUCUCGAACAUCUGCCUUAUUUUCAGCUUUCCUCUCACUGCUCCAGUUUCCAAAAAGGAUUUGGUUCAUAUUGACCCAUUUCCUUCUGAGGUCUCGUCUGAUGAGUAUAUCUCUACUAUUCCUCUCGAGCUCAUUUUAUCUUCUUCCCCUUCUACCCCUCCUAUUGAGUCCCUCUCCACUGAUCCUCUUGAGGUUAUUCCUACUUCUCCGACUACGUCACCUAUGGCUCCAUCUCCUCCUUCGGCUUCUUUUUCUCCUCCGUCGUUGGUCUAUUCUUGUCGCAAGGCUCCCCCACCACCAGUUAUCUCUACUCCUAUUGCUGCUCCUUCUACUUCUGACGACUCUGAUCUUACUGCACACCGAUAUCUUACUCGUGAGCGUCGUCUUUCAAACAGGGUGCAUCUGAAGGUUGGAAGUGGAGCAGCUAGCACCAAAAGACGCAGAAGUACUGGACAGGUGAUGGAAGCCAUCAUUAUUAUUAGUGAGCUGUCAAAGCCAACCACUUCUUCCUGCUUCAGGGCGUGUGACGCGAAAACAGAGGUUUUAUAUUUCAAGGACUUCUCACCUUCUUCAAUUUCCCAAUCAUCUCUGAAUGGAUUAACAAGCAUCGACUGGAAAAGUUACGGAUUGAUUUUGAGGAGUAUUGCAGAUCACGAUGGCUAUGCAUUGCUGGAAUGGGAGAACUUGCCACCAUAUGCCCAUAUUGAUAUUGUCCUCCACAGUUAUCAUAAGCAGGUCAUGAAGCCAGAAGGCAUGCAAAAGACUCAUCUUGAUCGAACUCUAAUCCGAAAAGCAGUUAAACUUGCAUUGAAUGAUUUGAAGGAGAAAAACACAGGAGCUCUUCUCAGCGCAAAUGCUCUCAAGAUUUGCAGUUAUGCCCCAGAUCUUGCAAGAACAAUUGGUGGCUUGAUCCUGUCUUCCAAUGACUUAGACUUCCAAGGAGAAUGCCUUUCUCUUCUUGGGUUGCAGUGCCAAGAAAUUAAAGGAGAAACAAUUGAAGACUGCAUUAAGAGAAAGAUAAUUUCAGCCAUAGAGAUGAAUGAUAGAAAGCCUCAAAGAAACCGAGAAGCUGCACCUUUUCUUUUUGAAGAUGACCACUUCCAAGAACCAGCCGUCCUAGACGAGGAAUAUGAAGAAGAUGAGCAAACUUUUAGCUCUUUCAACCUAUAGAACAAUCUAUGCAUCAUGCCAUCCAUCAAUCUAGGAUCUGUCUGAUUAUUAGUGUAUGCAAUUUUAAACUAAAGGAUUGAAUUACAUUUCAAAGCCAAGAGUAAGAAAUUACACACAAAAAAAGAGUUAUUUUAUUUUUAUUUUUUGCAUUAUAGUUCCAACCCAAAGUUACACAUUCCUUUGCCGGUAAUUACUUAUACUGAAAGCAUCAAAUACAUUGAGAAUUUAGAUGUAUUUUGUGAGGUCACACACAAAAAAGAAGAGGCUAAGCAGCCUAAAAAAAGUAUUAAAGUA